AUGGCUUCUCCGCGGCUGGAAACCUUCUGUUGCCCCAGCCGGGACGUCGCCACGCAGCUUGUGGUGUCUUUCAAGCCGGAGGUCUUUUGCGGCGUCUGCCUUGGCAGCGCCUCCACCGGUGUCCUCCUGAGCGCCCUGCAGCUCCUCCCGAAGAAGGGCCGAGGCUCCCGGACGAAUCCCAAGGCUUCCUCCUCCACCAUCAUCCUCCUCCUCAUCUCCGCCUGUGACAUGCUGGGCUCUCUGGGUAUAAUCUUCAGAUCUAUUGUCUGGUUAGGGUUCCCAGACUUUGUGGCAAAUAUAUCAUUAGUGAAUCAAACUGAUAUAUGGCCUGCUACAUUCUGUGUAGGAAGUGCGAUGUGGAUCCAACUUUUGUACAGUGCUGUCUUUUGGUGGCUGUUUUGCUAUGCUGUGGAUUCAUACUUGGUAGUUAGAAGAUCAGCAGGAGUAAGCACUAUUGUGUUGUACCAUAUGAUGACAUGGGGCUUGGCAAUUUUGCUGUGUGUGGAGGGAGUUGCUAUGCUCUACUAUCCUUCAGUUUCUAGUUGUGAAAAUGGAUUGGAGCAUGCAAUUCCUCAUUAUGUCACCACAUACGCUCCACUGGUGCUUGUUUUGAUGGCCAACCCAAUUCUUUUCAAUAGAACUGUGACUGCUGUUGCAUCUUUAUUGAAGGGAAGGCAAGGAAUCUACACAGAGCAUGAAAGACGGCUGGGGACAGAGAUUAAAAAUCGCUUUUUCAAAAUUAUGCUGGUUAUCAUUAUUUGCUGGUCAUCAAAUAUCAUGAAUGAGGGCCUUCUGUUCUACCUGGAAAUGCAGCCAGAUAUCAGUGGAAGCUCCAUGAAAAAUGUCAGAACUGCUGCACUGAUCACCUGGAUUAUAAUGGGAGUGCUGAACCCCAUGCAAGGCUUUCUUUUCACAUUGGCUUUUUAUGGAUGGACUGGCUGGAAUCUGGACGUUCAGUGGCAGAAAAGCAAAAUUCCAUGGGAUUCUAUGUCCACAUCAACUGCUCCUGAAAAUGGCUAUGCCUUGCCAAGUGGGAACUCUGUGAACUUCCAUGACUCGAAGAAAACACCAACAGUGCCCAGCCAUCAGACAGAUGAAACUUUAAGUAUACUAUCUGAAGAAAAUAUGGGCACCAAUGAUGGAUUAAUUAAGAACUCUCCUGUCUACCAAGGCUGGUAAGCUUCAGGAUCCAUUCACCCAUUCAUUGGCAAGAUUUAAUGUGCUUUAAAUACUGUUAGUUUAUUUAUUCAGCUACCAGGCCAGUGCAGAAGAAUGAAUGGAUACAUGAGUACAUGAUCCAGGCCUUGAAGAAAUGUUCCACGUUAUAUUUAACCCAGUUCAUAUGUCUUUUUAAUGGGACUCUCCAUUCAUUUGUUAAAAAAAGGCAAAGCAAAAUAUAAAUGGCUGUUGAGGCAAUUAUGAUACCAAUAAAUUCUGAGCAUGACAGAAUGAACUAUCAGUAACUUCCUUAACAUACUUUAUGUCUUCUGUAACUUAUAUUGCCAGUAAAACAAAUUUUACUUAAUAAAAUACG
Messenger RNA from Candoia aspera, 1534 nucleotides. RefSeq names its product G protein-coupled receptor 143 (gene GPR143). Gene Ontology annotation, biological process: G protein-coupled receptor signaling pathway; melanosome organization; regulation of calcium-mediated signaling. Lineage: Eukaryota; Metazoa; Chordata; Lepidosauria; Squamata; Candoiidae. The coding region runs from base 1 to 1179 and encodes 392 amino acids. The transcript is spliced from 8 exons. Gene Ontology annotation, molecular function: L-DOPA receptor activity; dopamine binding; L-DOPA binding. Gene Ontology annotation, cellular component: plasma membrane; melanosome membrane. The record is from RefSeq and is a predicted model, not a curated record.